GCGUCUUCAACGAGAUCUGGGAAUGGCGAGCUUGCUGGGAGAAACUCUGUUUGAGCUCAGUGGACAAGGUCCUGCACCUAUGAAGGACUAUUUCCACUUUACAAUUACACCGACUGAGGUUGUUUGGAGCUGGUGGAAGAUUUCUUUGAGAUCAGACUGCAGGAACACACCACCAGGACAACUGAGAGAAUCACAUGAAGACUUCUUAGAUGACAGCCGUCUGCAAAAUCACGUUGCCAUGGUAUUUGGUCCUCGCAUCUUGCAGUACUCCAAAAACUUAUGCCAAGGCCACUAUGAUUACAUUGUCCGUCUCCCCAAUGCUUUGCUUUUCACCAUCAUGGCACAUCUAGACCUUGAAGACAUUUCAGGUCUUUCACGUACCUGCCGUAAGUUUAAAGAGCUUUGUAACUCUGAGGAGUUCUGGGAGCAGACAGUAAGGAAGCAUUGUGACAGUGUGACUCCAACAGUGGAAGCUUUAGCUAAGGAGGUUGGCUGGAGGACAAUUUUCUUCACUAACAAGCUGCAGCUGCAGAUGCAGAUUAGUCGCCGGAAGCAGAAGGAGAAUCAGCCCUGUGAGGAUCAAAACGAGCCAAGUUCUUCUUCUGUUCCUUUUGAGUAAAUGGCUUCACACACCCUAUUCAAAGUCUAAUAAAGACUUUCUUUCUCAGAACAGCAUUUUUCCUUGUUUUACGCGUGGAGGUUUCACUGUUGAAAAUAGCUGGCAUGUUAAUGUUUUUGUAACAUUUGCUCAAAUCUAAAAAGACUAGAAGUGCAAAAGACUAGUUUUACAUUUCACAACUUGUAAGACAAAAUCAUAAUCACUUAUUUUCUCAAUUGGAGUUAUUUUAUUUGAACACAUAUCCAACGACAUUUGAAUUAGCAUGUGAGUUGUCUUAACAGACAUAACUGAUAACUCCCAACAGUAUUUUCCUGUUCAGAUGCCAAGUUUUUGUGCUGAGGAGCCUAAUGUUCAAAUUUAUGUUAUUUAUGUCUUGUUUUGUUCGUUAAAAAUAAAUAUUGCAUUUCUAU
This is a messenger RNA of Pimephales promelas (fathead minnow), 1029 nucleotides long. It is a transcript of the gene fbxo36b, whose product is annotated as F-box protein 36b. The record is from RefSeq and is a predicted model, not a curated record. Lineage: Eukaryota; Metazoa; Chordata; Actinopteri; Cypriniformes; Leuciscidae. Gene Ontology annotation, molecular function: protein binding.